Messenger RNA from Ahaetulla prasina, 1334 nucleotides. RefSeq names its product TLR adaptor interacting with endolysosomal SLC15A4 (gene TASL). The record is from RefSeq and is a predicted model, not a curated record. Gene Ontology annotation, biological process: regulation of toll-like receptor signaling pathway. The transcript has 2 exons. Lineage: Eukaryota; Metazoa; Chordata; Lepidosauria; Squamata; Colubridae. Bases 141 to 1013 code for a protein of 290 amino acids.
GGCAUGGCAAAGAAAUCUUUGCUCACAUUAACGGAAACAAAAGUAUUGUAUGUCAUCCAAAGUGUUAUGCCACAUUUCUCUUCAUCAUUACACAACUGGGCACUGAUCUUACCUUAAAGGAAAAGUUCAAUUCUUGAAGAAUGUUGUCUGAAGGAUAUCUCUGUAAAAUCCCUUAUCGUGAGCUCUUGAAUUACACGUUCUAUGGAGCAGAAACAGAAGAGGCAAUACAUGAAUUGAAGUCAUUAAAUGGCACCACUUAUGAAUCAACAGACAACAUACAAAGUAGAAGCUUAUUUUGGAAUUAUAGGUCCAUGGACACAUUUAUGAUUUCUGUUUCUUCCAAAAAACCCAAAAAUAAUAAACAAAAGAAAGACACAUUGACACAAAUUAUUCAAUAUCCAGUAUUUGAAAGGCAAGCAUCUGAACCUGUGGAAAUCUAUGUGGGAUCAUCCAUAAACAAGGACACUUACCUUGUUCCUUCUUCUUGUAAAAGCAUUUGUAUGAAUUACAGUGACCUGCAUAUUGCUGGUGAUCAGGUGCUACCAAUGAAUUCAAUUAAAAGAGAUGCUAUUUUUGACAGUGGGAUAUGCCCAUUCUUGGAAUCAUCAGAGAUUCCAUUGCCAAUAGAUUCAAUCCCAAUGCUACCUGUUGAGGUCCCACGGAAACCAUCCCAAAGGAAUUCAUCAUGCUGGCGAGUGACAAGCAUCAUGCAACAGCAGCCUCUCUCAAACUCAAUUCUGAAUAAUUACUUGGAGGAGAAAGUGGUAGAGCUUUAUAAACAAUAUAUCAUGGAUGUGACAGGCAGCAGCAUAUCUCCCACUCAAAUCUUGACUUCAGAGUUCAUAAUGACAAAUGUAGAUCAAAUCAGCAUGAAGUUAUCACAAGAGAUGAACAUGAAGACCACAAAAGCCAAAGAUAUGGUUAUUAACUGCCUACUGCAAUUAGCUAGUGGAAAGGUGUCAAGUGAAAUAAGCACUCCCAGCCUUCACAUUUCCCAGUUCAGCACUAAAUAAAGAUCACUAUAUCUUGAAAUGUAGAAAUCAGUUUAAUUUCUGAGUUACAAAACUAUCAGGAUACAGUUGAAGUGCCAAAUCUUAAUUAUUUUACAGGUAAAUUCUUCUAGGAUUGUUCAUUUCCCCUUCUUCUUUUGUGUUUGUAUUUUUCUUUCUCCUCCUUCCCUUUGUGUAUCUGCAAAAAGUUCAGCUAAUGGACUUUUGAAAGUUCUCCUGAAGUAGUUGUUGUUAUUAUUAUUAUUAUUUUGUGUAUCUGCAAAAAGUUCAGCUAAUGAACUUUUUAAAGUUCUCUUGAAGUAGUUGUAAUUAUUAUCAUCAUCA